UAUCCCAAACGCAACAUAUACACUAGCUAGUAGCUCUUCAGUAUUACGCAAAACACUAACCAAUGGCUUCUACUUCUACUUCCACUUGUCUUUUGAGUUGUUUUCUUUUAUUUGUUUGUCUGUUGGAUUACUCUUCAGCAACAGGUAGAAAGCUUAAUGGGUUAGUCCAAGAUGAACCUCCUACACCGAUAGUAUACCACAAUGGUCCACUUCUUUCUGGUAAAAUCUCCGUUAAUCUCAUUUGGUAUGGUAAUUUCAAACCUUCCCAAAGAGCCAUAAUCACUGAUUUCUUCAAUUCCCUUUACACUACACCCAAAACUCAAUCCCCUUCGGUAGCCAUGUGGUGGAAGAAAACUGAGAAAUACUUGAGUACUUCAUUGGUUUUGAAAUUAGGGAGACAAAUCUUUGAUGAGAAAUAUUCAUUGGGUAAAUCUCUAAGCGAUAAGAAAAUUGUUAGAUUAGCAUCCAGAGGUGAACAGAGUAAUGCAAUCAAUGUCGUGUUGACGUCUUCUGAUGUUAACGUCGACGACUUCUGUUCUAGUAGAUGUGGUACUCAUGGGUCUUCUUUAUCAACUUCAAAGAAAACCAAAUAUACUUACAUUUGGGUUGGAAACUCUGAGACUCAGUGUGCUGGUCAAUGUGCUUGGCCGUUUAAGAAACCGAUUUCUGGACCACGGGAUGCACCAUUAGUUCCACCAAACAAUGAUAUUGGUUUAGAUGGGAUGGUGGUAAAUUUGGCUAGUUUAUUAGCUGGAACAGCGACGAACCCGUACGGAAAUGGGUAUUACCAGGGAGAAGUAGACUCGCCUUUUGAGGUAUCUUCGGCUUGUACUGGGAUUUAUGGGAAAGGAGCUUACCCGGGUUAUGCAGGAAAAUUGUUAAUCGAUUCAAAGACUGGUGCGAGCUAUAACGCACAUGGUUUCAAUGGAAGGAAGUACUUGUUGCCAGCAAUGCUUGAUCGUUCUACGUCUACUUGUUCUACAUUGGUCUAAGAACAUUUAGGGAUAUGAACUGGAAUCGCUUCAUUCUGAUGUUUAAAACGGAGCAAAAGAGAGAGAGUGUUGAACUAGAUAUGGAGUUGUAAUUCGUAUAUAUAGGAUUUAUUGUUAAUUACAUUAUGAAAUUUAUUUAUGAUUAUGUAAUAGUUCAUUUUGAUUCAUUCUUUCUGAAUAAAACCAGAAUUUUGUUUUGUUUAA
Messenger RNA from Papaver somniferum (opium poppy), 1196 nucleotides. Its product is annotated as protein EXORDIUM-like. The coding region runs from base 63 to 992 and encodes 309 amino acids. NCBI's taxonomy places the organism in Eukaryota, Viridiplantae, Streptophyta, Magnoliopsida, Ranunculales, Papaveraceae. The record is from RefSeq and is a predicted model, not a curated record. The transcript has a single exon.